GCCAAACAUUAUUAUUUUUGUUUAAAUUAAUAUGAUAAAUGAUCAUCAACAAAUAUUUCAGCAUAACAAUAAAAGAAAAAUAUCAUAAACGUCUUCACAGAAAAACACUUAACUCGUGUUUGCACUUAGCGAUAUAAUGAUACAUAGCUUGUUUAUAAUAAAUAACUCUGGUGAUGUCUUCCUGGAGAAACAUUGGAGAAGUGUUGUUUCACGUUCAGUUUGCGAUUAUUUUCUUGAUGCACAAAGGGCAACGCCAAACGAUGUACCGCCUGUUAUUCCCACACCACAUCAUUAUUUAGUAUCUGUUCAACGUGAUGGAAUAAGCCUCGUAGCAGCUUGCAAACAAGAAGUGGCACCUUUAUUUGUAAUAGAGUUUUUACACAGAGUAAUUGAUACAUUUGUGGAUUAUUUUUCUGAAUGCACAGAGACCAUAAUAAAAGAAAACUAUGUUGUUGUUUAUGAAUUGCUCGAUGAAAUGUUAGACAAUGGCUUUCCAUUAGCAACAGAAAGUAACAUAUUGAAAGAACUUAUAAAACCUCCAAACAUAUUACGAACAAUUGCAAAUACGGUUACCGGGAAAUCAAAUGUUAGUGGCACACUUCCAAGUGGUCAGCUUUCAAAUGUUCCCUGGCGACGAACAGGUGUUAAAUAUACCAAUAAUGAGGCAUAUUUUGAUGUUGUAGAGGAAGUUGAUGCAAUAAUUGAUAAAUCGGGUGCUACGGUAUUUGCAGAAAUUCAAGGAUAUAUUGAUUGUUGCAUUAAGCUGAGCGGUAUGCCAGAUUUAACACUUUCAUUCAUGAAUCCAAGAUUGUUUGAUGAUGUGUCAUUCCACCCUUGUGUUAGAUUCAAGAGAUGGGAGAGUGAAAGAAUUUUGUCAUUCAUUCCACCAGAUGGUAACUUUAGAUUAUUAUCAUAUCAUAUAGGCAUGCAAAGUGUUGUAGCUAUUCCAAUAUAUGUAAGACACCACCUCACCUUUAAACCCAAUGAGCAAGGCCGUUUAGAUAUUACAGUUGGUCCAAAGCAAACGUUAGGUAGAACUGUGGAAGGUGUGCGUUUAGAAGUUUGUUUACCAAAAUACGUUUUGAAUUGCUCAUUGGUAGCAAAUCAAGGAAAAUACUCAUUUGACCCUGUAACUAAAAUAUUACAUUGGGAAGUUGGUCGUAUUGAUGUAACAAAACUGCCAAAUAUCAGAGGAACAGUAUCAGUUACAAGUGGUGCCAGUACAGUGGAAUCAAAUCCUUCCAUAAAUGUUCAUUUUACUAUUAGUCAGCUCGCUGUAUCUGGUCUUAAAGUUAAUAGGUUGGACAUGUAUGGGGAAAAGUAUAAACCAUUUAAAGGGGUCAAAUAUGUAACAAAAGGUGGCAAAUUUCAAAUAAGAAUGUGAAAUAAAUAUCCAUAUAUAUAUAUACAAAUAUAUUCAGUGUGAGCUCAUAAUGAUUUUUAUAUGAAUUUUAUUUAAACCUAAAUAAAUUUAAACACAAAUAUCUAAGAAUUAAAAACCUGGUA
Molecule: messenger RNA, 1506 nt
Organism: Ctenocephalides felis (cat flea)
Lineage: Eukaryota; Metazoa; Arthropoda; Insecta; Siphonaptera; Pulicidae
Product: AP-3 complex subunit mu-1-like
Exons: 8
Coding region: 137-1384 (415 amino acids)
Biological process (GO): intracellular protein transport; endocytosis
Cellular component (GO): cytoplasmic vesicle; clathrin adaptor complex
Source: RefSeq, a predicted model, not a curated record